Messenger RNA from Galleria mellonella (greater wax moth), 1527 nucleotides. RefSeq lists its product as uncharacterized. Gene Ontology annotation, biological process: proteolysis. The transcript is spliced from 10 exons. Gene Ontology annotation, molecular function: serine-type endopeptidase activity. The record is from RefSeq and is a predicted model, not a curated record. The coding region runs from base 1 to 1335 and encodes 444 amino acids. NCBI's taxonomy places the organism in Eukaryota, Metazoa, Arthropoda, Insecta, Lepidoptera, Pyralidae.
AUGCGAUUUAUUAACAGUUCUGUGACUGUUUUACGCGACUUUGCUAUUUGCCAUGACGAUUUCACAUUAAAACCACCUGAUGGAAUUUUGAAGGAGCAUACUUUCACCUGGUUGGGUUUCGUUCAAUACAUCCAUGUUACGACAGGGUUACCACAUCACAGCAAAGCACCGCGUGUCGUCCUUAUUCAGAAGCAAUUUGUGAUAGGAACAGCUACGGACUUGUUGCAUUUGCCAAAAAAUUAUAAACUUGGUAGCGUUAUAUUUGGUGAUUAUGAACGUGACGAAAAAAAUUGUGGCAUUUCAAAACAGCAGACAAAAAUUGGUAUACAGUGCCCCCGAGCGUAUAUUGAAAUGCCGUUACUGGACAUCACUCCUCAUCCAGAAUUCUCCAGAUUCGGCGUAGGAAAUAGUUUAGCACUUGUUAAACUUAUACGACCUAUGAAAUCCUAUUACAUGAUACCAAUUUGUUUACCUUCUAUAACAGAAAGGCAAAGACAAAAGAAAAAUAAAAUUGUUUUCAUGGUUGACUACAUAAGCACCGUACCGAGAGAUUUUGAUUCGGAAAAAAUGGGCAAGAAGACUUUGAAAUUGUACACUCACAAGGACUGCAAAAGACAUCGCAUGAAAACAAGGCUGGGCAGUGAAGGUGUAACGCACGUACUAUGCAGCUCUGGUUGUGGCGUUCGCCCCGGGGCUCCCAUCGUGAGCCAAACAGUCGACGGGGCCUUUGAACUGAUUGGCAUCGCCGCUGGUGGUGGUGUUUGUUCCCGUCGGUCUAUGCGACGUCGCCUCAACAGAGAGCCUCCUUUAUACAUCGACGUAUACCCAUACUCCGCUUGGAUCGUCAACGUUGUCACAGCUCACCAAUUACCACAACCUUAUCCCCAUAACUUCAUGUUGCUCGAAGGAGGUUCUAGUGUAAGCAUCCAAAAAGGAUCAAAUUACUUAAGGAGAAGAAGAGCGCAGAAGUCAGGAUGGCGUGCUCGUACUUUCGUAACAGGUAAUCAUUGCUUCAAGAGUCAGAAGAAACAACGUUCCGCUUCCUUUUUCUAUUCAGAGAAUUUUGAAGUAAAUGCCGAUCCGCCUGCUAAGCUAAAUGUAGUUAUUAAGAUUUCAGCUGGGAUCGAGUGUACCAUCGUAUGCGCUCGGUUGUUGAUGCCAAAUCGAAUGGCAACACCUGUGAUAGAUGGCGUCGGAGGCUAUAAUAUUACUAUUGUAUUCUAUACAGAAUGGUUUCCUUAUAAGUUUUACUUUUCUGUGGGUCUCAGCGGCAAAAACACAACAGAGAGAGACAAAAUGGAUUGGAUUCCAGAACGUAAAGAAGGAUUCUGGUGAUGUUUGUAUAUAAAAAUUACUUGUUUCGCCCGUUCCUGUAUAAAUAAACUAAAUGAAAAAGUAAAAUUUAAUAUCAAUUUCAUUAAGUAUAUCAUAUUUGAUGAUUGAAAUACGUCGUAUUAUUUCGUAUAUGAAAUACUUUUAUCUUUUACAUAUAUGUGGUAUGUAGAUAUGUAAAUGUGCUUCAAAGAA